GUGCUGGGGAGUCUGGCUGCGGCUGCCCGGUGCGCGGGCCGCGGGGCGGGGGGGGCCUUGAGGAGGGGGCUGGUGUUGGGAGAGGGAGGAGCCUGCACUGGGGAGGCGGGCCCGGCAAGAGGAGGGAGCGGGCCGAGCCGGGAGGGGGCUUAGCCGACUCGGGCUCGCUCCUAAAGGCCUGCUGCCUGCCUCUGGGCUUUGCGGGGUGGACUCGUGGGCUUUCCGCCUGACUCCCCACCGCUGAGGGUGGCAGGAGGCGCACAGCCUAGAGAGGGACUGGUCAACCCUCUCCAGCCCGUGGCGACUGGCCUUGCACGCCCACUCACGAUUACCCCCCUCUGCCUACAUCUCUCCUCUCACUGUCCUGGGAGUGGCCCUGUGCUGGGAACCUGCCUCUCCGAGCUGUGUCCCAACCCCCUUCAGGAGGUAGUCUGGAAACGCUGGCCAUGCUCCCUACCACGGAGUUUUUGACUAAACUUGUUACCUGCUUUAGAGUCUGCAGGUUGAUGAAGUGGACCGCGGCCCCAUUUGGGGGCACCUGUGAGCACCUGAUCACCUCUCACCUCUUAAAACUGUUUUAGUUCCCUUACCCCACUCCCAACGGAAACAAAAAUCACCCUACCCUGUGGAGGGAAACAGGAGCCCAAGGGAGGCUAUCAAGGCAUCCUUCCCACAACUGCUGAUCCCUGCUUGGGCCUUGGUUCCCACAGAUGGUGGUGCACGCUGGGGCCUGGCCGUAGUUCUAGUGUCUGAGGUGGGCCAGCCUGCUUAACUCCAGUGUCAUGGAUUUCUCCAUGUCUUAGGCCAGGCAGGAGCUUGUGACAUUGAGGGCUGGGUUUGGAAUGGGUCCUGGGCUUUCAGGGCAGGUGGUCAGUCACACAGGCCUUAGUAUGUGUGGUACUUGAGGUUCUUUGGAGCUAAGACUCUAGCUGAGAUUUGUACUUUACUUGGGUUCACAUGAGGAAUUCUGGGAUUUGUAGUCCUAAAUUAAUCUCAUGACUUUUGAAGCUGAGAAGCAGCAGGCUGCUCUGAUUCCUCUGGCCCUGCUAAGGCUUAGAGUUCAGGAAGCCAUCCCUCCUUUAGUCAGGAGAGUUUGGCUGACCUCAUGACUAGCCUCAAGAGCCCUGAUUAGGUACCAGCUGGCAGCCAGGGAUGGCCUGUAACCUUGUGUCUUCCUUCUGGUUGGUAGCAUUUCUGGGGACCACCAGCUGGCUGAGGCUCAGGGACAGAGACGGCUGCUCCAGCUAAAGUGGCCUCGGAUCCGGCGUGGGCUGUGGAGUGGAUCGAACUUCCUCGGGGCCUCUCUCUAUCUUCCUUGGGAUCUGCUCGGACCCUCCGAGGCUGGAGCCGGUCCUCCCGUCCUUCCUCAGUGGACAGCCAGGACUUGCCAGAGGUGAAUGUUGGAGACACAGUCGCGAUGCUGCCCAAGUCCCGAAGAGCCCUAACUAUCCAGGAGAUUGCUGCGCUGGCCAGAUCCUCCCUGCAUGGUAUUUCCCAGGUAGUGAAGGACCACGUGACCAAGCCCACUGCCAUGGCCCAGGGCCGAGUGGCUCACCUCAUUGAGUGGAAGGGCUGGAGCAAGCCAAGUGACUCGCCCGCUGCCCUAGAAUCAGCCUUUUCCUCCUAUUCAGACCUCAGUGAGGGUGAACAAGAGGCUCGCUUUGCAGCAGGAGUGGCCGAGCAAUUCGCCAUUGCAGAAGCCAAGCUCCGGGCAUGGUCAUCAGUGGAUGGGGAGGACUCCACCGAUGAAUCCUAUGAUGAGGACUUCGCUGGGGGAACUGACUCAGACAUGACUGGGCAGCUGCCCCUGGGGCCCCACCUCCAGGACCUCUUCACCGGCCACCGAUUCUCCCGGCCUAUGCGCCAGGGCUCCGUGGAACCCGAGAGCGACUGCUCGCAGACCGUGUCCCCAGAGACCCUGUGCUCUAGUCUGUGCAGCCUGGAGGACGGGUUGUUGGGCUCCCCGGCCCGCCUGGCUUCCCAGCUGCUGGGCGACGAGCUGCUCCUCGCCAAACUGCCCCACAGCCGGGAAAGUGCCUUCCGCAGCCUGGGCCCAUUGGAGGCCCAGGACUCGCUCUACAACUCGCCCCUCACAGAGUCCUGCCUUUCUCCUGCUGAGGAGGAGCCAGCCCCCUGCAAGGACUGCCAGCCGCUCUGCCUGCCGCCAGCGAGCAGCUGGGAACAGCAGCGGCAAGCCUCUGACGUAGCUUCUUCUGGGGUGGUGUCCUUAGACGAGGAUGAGGUGGAGCCAGAGGAACAGUGACCCAAAUCAUGCCCGGUGGUGGCAUGUGUCCCCUGGCCGCUGCUGGGGGCAGAGCCUCUGUGCCCAAGCACGGGCGAGGCUUCCAGCAGAGCUCCAAAGCCUGGAGGGCUCCUGGGAGCACUCACUCCUCCAUUGUGUGUUUGCAUGAAAGUGUUCAGAGGAGGCAGGGGCCAGGCUGGGGGCGCAUGUCCUGCCCCCACUCCUGGGGUUUGCCGGGGGUUGCCCGGGGCCCCUGGGGCAUGGCUACAGCUGUGGCAGACAGUGAUGUUCAUGUUCUUAAAUCAAAACCACCACGUGCACAUUUCCCCCUUGGGUGAUGUGAACCCCUAUGGGGGCAGCUGUGACUGGGCUGUGUGGGGUGGAGCGGGAGGGAGCCCUGCCUCCCCACCCCCUCCCCCUGCCUCUCCUCUGCUUCUCUCCUCACCUCCGAGUCCAUGUGUAGUGCUUGACAGAAUUGCCCCCGCCCGGGGUGGGGGGUGGCUCUGACCCUCCUGGAGCCUCUGGAUUGAGCUGUCCCCCCAAGGGCCCCUCGCCCAGCUGGGCUCGUGCUGUGCUUCACCUGUCCAUCAUCUCUAAAUCUUCUUUUUCCUAAAGAGGGGUCUUGGUCUGUUCUUUCAGUCGGAUCUUCUCUGGGAGGCACUGGAAUGAUGAAGGCCUGUACUCUCGGCCCUUUCCCUGGCCCCCCUGGCGGGGUCUGGGCCCUUUCCCAGCUACUUGUAGGACAUGUGGGCAGGGUCCUGGUGGCUCUCAGCCUGGGGGCUGCCCCAUUCACUCAACAGUUCUCUUUAGGGUGGAGCUGGAAGACGGGAUGGCUCUGGUUGCCACGGAGCCGUGAUUUGGAUGUUCUUCCAGAGAGGGCCACGAGGGGGCCACACAGGUGGCCGGGCAGCUGCCAGCAGGAAUGGUGCCAACGAGUGACAGUCAUGAGGGAGCGUCUCUCCUUGGGGAGGAAAGAGGGUAGUGCCUUUCUUGGCUGAACAAAAGGCCAAAGCUACCUUACUGGGGGACUGCGCCCCAACCAGGGUGUUGAUGGCAAGCGGUGGUGGUGGCCUCUGCAGACCCUGCGUUCCACGGACAGCAGGCUCUGGAGUUUUAUGGCUGUCGGGGGGGUGGGUGGCUGCUGAAUGUGGAGCCUUGUAGGCUUUGGCAGGUGAGAGGGCCCAAGGUAAGAACAGGAGCCGGUGGGCACAAGCAUUCUACAUAGAAGUGGCUCAUUAGGUGUUUAUUUUGUUCUAUUUAAGAAUUUGUUUUAUUAAAUUAAUAUAAAAAUCUUUGUAAAUCUCUA
Aethalodelphis obliquidens (Pacific white-sided dolphin) is the source of this 3548-nucleotide messenger RNA. It is a transcript of the gene FAM131A, whose product is annotated as family with sequence similarity 131 member A. Bases 1418 to 2263 code for a protein of 281 amino acids. The record is from RefSeq and is a predicted model, not a curated record. Lineage: Eukaryota; Metazoa; Chordata; Mammalia; Artiodactyla; Delphinidae. The transcript is spliced from 6 exons.